AUGCCAGCCUAUUCUACGCUGGGAGGCUCGAAUGGCUCCCCGUCGGAAACGGGACAAGGCCGGGUGAAAAGGUCAGGCCGAGCACUGAAAGAGCAGAAUCUGGGAGGGGAGGCUUCCUGGAUUAGCAGUAAUAUCAACUUGGUCAAUACUAUUAUCGGCGCGGGCACUCUAGCCAUGCCCUUGGCCAUGGCACAUAUGGGAAUCCUCCUAGGCUGUUUUGUAAUAAUUUGGUCGGGUCUGAUGGCAGCUUUUGGGUUAUACCUCCAGACUCGAUGCGCUCGAUACUUAGAGCGUGGAUCAUCGUCCUUCUUCGCCCUCUCACAAAUCACGUAUCCGAACGCUGCGGUCAUUUUCGAUGCCGCGAUUGCCAUCAAGUGCUUUGGUGUUGGGGUGAGCUACUUGAUUAUCAUUGGUGAUCUGAUGCCAGGUGUGGUAAGAGGGUUCAAUGAGAAUGCCGAUUCUAUCCCAUUUCUUGUCGACAGACACUUUUGGGUCACAGUAUUUAUGCUUGUGGUCAUACCACUUGCAUUUCUACGACGCUUGGAUUCGCUCAAGUACACCAGUGUGGUCGCUCUGAUCUCCAUUGGAUACUUGGUGAUUCUGGUAGUCUAUCACUUCUCAAAGGGAGAUACCAUGGCCGACAGAGGAGUGAUUCGGGUUGUGGGAUGGGGCGGUCUUGUUCCCACGUUGCAGAGUUUCCCAGUCAUUGUGUUUGCCUACACAUGCCAUCAGAAUAUGUUCUCUAUCUUGAACGAGAUCAAGGACAACUCUCCACGAAGUACCACCAGCGUCAUUGCAGCAAGCAUUGGCUCUGCGGCGUCCAUCUACGUUCUAGUUGCCAUCACUGGUUACCUUUCAUUCGGUAACAACGUUGCUGGAAAUAUUAUUGGAAUGUACAUUCCUUCAAUUGCAUCCACAAUCGGCAAAGCAGCCAUUGUGAUUCUCGUCACAUUCUCAUAUCCUCUGCAGGUGCACCCAUGCAGAGCAUCUGUCGAUGCAGUCUUGAAGUGGCGGCCAAGCCGAAGGCGGAGCGCACGUAACUCACCUAAUGGCUCACCCGCAAGAUCAGUGCCCUUGCUCACAGGUAACCCAGCUCUACCCGUCGCAAGAAACGAUUCCAUUAGCGAAGUACGCUUCGCCAUCAUCACGUCUCUUAUCAUCGUCCUCAGCUACAUUACUGCCAUAACUGUCUCUUCGCUAGACAAAGUGCUGGCCUAUGUCGGCAGCACGGGUAGCACAAGCAUCAGCUUCAUUCUGCCAGGCCUGUUCUACUACAAGAUCUCGGCACCAGAAUCAAUACACCACCAGCGAUUGCAGAAAGACGAAGACGAAGACGACAGUGCAUCUGAUACAGAAGCUGGUCGGGUGAGCUAUAGUUCUAGCUCGUGGCGCGAGACCAUGUUGAGGAAGCUGUCUCUGGCCCUGGCAGUUUAUGGUAUGUUUGUGAUGAUCCUGUGUUUGGGAACGAACUUGUUCUUCACGGGCGGGGCUACCCAUUAG
This is a messenger RNA of Drepanopeziza brunnea f. sp. 'multigermtubi' MB_m1, 1500 nucleotides long. The record is from RefSeq and is a predicted model, not a curated record. NCBI's taxonomy places the organism in Eukaryota, Fungi, Ascomycota, Leotiomycetes, Helotiales, Drepanopezizaceae.